This is a messenger RNA of Saccoglossus kowalevskii, 771 nucleotides long. RefSeq lists its product as uncharacterized. NCBI's taxonomy places the organism in Eukaryota, Metazoa, Hemichordata, Enteropneusta, Harrimaniidae. The record is from RefSeq and is a predicted model, not a curated record.
GUCGAUGAUCGUUUGUUGCCAACCCGGUUGUACUCGCCCGCAGUAUAGGGGCGUGUGUGAUUACAGCUGCUGCAGUAGUAGACGCAUCAACAUAAUUCAACACCCUGGCGUUGGUAUUUGACGAUACAUCCUGAUGUUAGCCCGGUCUCUCGGGGUGUAAAAUGUACCUUGGCAUUCAAGUGUACUCGGGUGGGUGCAAUGAGCACAUCGUGCCCUUUUUAUAUCUGGCAGCCCGUUGUUUCCUCCUUUGCGUCUUCGCGGUCAACGUUGAAUCUACGACUACAGUAUCAACUCCAACAACAUAUCCGACUGUUGCAUCUGAAAAUGUCACCGAUUUCGUAGAGAACUCGACAUUGAUAGUGAACUCAACUACUACUACAGUGACGAAACAGCACACUGAUGAUAAGCUACGACCUGUGGAUGUAGUUACGAUUGUUGUCUGUGUUUGCGUGUUUGGAUUCGUCUUCUUCGUCGUUGUUGGCGUAUUGACUUACUUGCACUACAAGAUUGGCAAAGCGAGACGUGUCAGCUCAGCGUCAGUAGCAUCGCACUACCCACCGCCUUGAAUCGAAAUAGGACUGUCACUUAUAAAUGGGACAUCUCAGUACCAAUCAAUUAAAGUCUGGUUUGAUCUCGCCAUUCUGGAAGACCAAUGGUCUAAACCAGCCGUGUAUCGAAUUCAACCACGUGUGCAAAACAUGCCAUCAUUACAAAUACGAAGAAAAAAGAACUGCGAGCAAGUUAACUACAAUGAUGUACUAUGCAGGUAAC